UAUAAGCAAUCAUAUUAAAUCGAUAUCAAAGUCAAUAACCCAAAAUCCUGGUGGUAGGACCUCUUGUGACUCCGCGCGGGUAGGCACCAUCGCCCUGCCUAUUUCUGCCGUGAAGCAACAAUGCGUUUCGGUUUGAAGGGUGGGGCAGCCGUUGUAACUAUACUGAGAUCUUAGAACUUAUAUCUCAAGGUGGGUGGCGCAUUUACGUUAUAGAUGUCCAUGGGCUCCAGUAACCACUUAGCACCAGGUGGGCUGUGAGAUCGUCCACCAUUCAAAGCAUUAAAAAAAAACCGGUUGAACUGACGUGACAAUGACAUUUGGUGCGCUAAGCAUGACGGAUUUUCGGCCUCAUUAGACAUUUACGUAUAUUCAUGUUUCAUUUUAUGUACGCACUGAAAUACUGUUAUAUUGUUUUCCUGCGAGUUACAGUGCUGACUCGUGCUGAGUAAGAACGAGAUAGAUAUAUGUUUAUGUGUGUGCCUUCAAAAUGGGUGUUAUUUGUAUAAGCAAUUGUACGUAUAGAAAAAUAUGUCGUGUCCCUACUAUAUAGGUCAAUGAAACGCACUGAAGUAUACUUUAAAGGUUUAUGUAUAAACAAUGUUCUACAGCUUGUCCUGUAGCCAUGUAUGCAAGCCUCAUUAACACACUACACCAUCAGUGGUCACUGUUGCAAAUAAAUUUGCAAAAAGUCUUCAACAGGAUUUUUUUUUUAUCAAAUUACUUUACUUCUUAUUUAGUAAAUGUGAAAAAGUUAUGACUUUCCUCUUCGCUUAAAGCAGUUUCAUACAACAGAUAUGGUUUUAGUUUUAAAACAAAACAGCCUGUAUGACCUUUGUUCCUUUGGUCAGGGUAUUUGCGUGUUUGAAAAAAAUUUGUUGAAGUAAUGUCAAAUUCUGUAUCUUAUCUGUGGCUAGUACUAAUCAUACUAAACGUAUCGUUACUGUAAUUUAGGAUAAUAAUGGGUAAAAUAUCUUUUAAACUGAACAAGGCUUUGUGAAAUCAAGUAAUUUAUAUUUAAUGAAAAUUUAAUAAUUGGGGUCUAGUAGCUACUAUCAUUGUUUUAUAAACGAAAACACUGGCAAGAUGAAUGUCCUACCAGCACAACCUACAGGCAUUCAGAGUACAGCGGGAGCAAUUCCGAUAAGAAAUGAAAAAGGUGAGAUCUCGAUGCAAAAGGUGAAAGUUCAGCGAUACAUAUCUGGAAAAAAGCCUGACUAUGCACAAGGAAUGUCAUCAUCUGAGGAAUCAGAUGAAGAAGAUUUUAUAGAGCAACAAAGACCUGAACGGAAACAAGUUUUACCUCAAAUAAUCACCCGCAAAGAAGAACAUCAUAGCGAUUCUGAGAAAGAGGUUGAUGAUCCUCGAUUACGACGUCUCCGUAAUAUUGCACAAUCACCGCCGCGUAGAGCCGAACACAAGCCUGAAAUUAUUGAUGCAGAACCUGAAGCAGAAUCUGAGAUCAGUGAUCAUGACGUGAGGGAUAGUUCCGAGAGUGAAGAUGAACUGGAUGAGGAAGAGAUUGAAAGACGCAGACAGGCUCUAAGAGCAAAACUUGCAGCCAGGGAAGCUGAAAAAGAAGUACUCGGUAGAGAUGAAGAUGAAGAAAUGUUGGAAGGUGACAAAGAGGAAAGCGGCUCAUCAGACACAGAGUACACAGACAGUGAAGAAGAUACUGGGCCAAGGGUGAAACCAGUAUUUGUAAGAGCAUCGGAGCGUAUGACAGUGGCAGAGAGAGAACGUAAAAUGAAACAGCAGAAAAGAGAAGAGGCUGAAGCUCGGAAAGAAAAAGAAGAAAGGCGACGGGAAGCCCUUAAAUUAGUAGAGGAAACGAUUCGGUCUGAACAGCGGGGUGCUCAGGGAGAACAAAAAGAAGGGAAUAUAAAUGAUGUAUGUACAGAUGAUGAAAAUGACGAACUGGAAUAUGAAGCUUGGAAGUUGCGUGAAAUGAAACGUAUCAAACGAGAUAAAGAAGAAAGGGAAGCAGCCGAAAAAGAGAUGUUAACUCUGGAACGAUUACGCAACAUGACCGAAGAUGAGCGACGCCUCGAACAACGUAUCAAUCCAAAGGUUGUCACAAAUAAAGCAGUCAAAGGAAAAUACAAGUUUCUGCAGAAAUAUUAUCACAGAGGUGCCUUUUAUUUGGAUAAAGAAGAAGAUGUUUUCAAACAGGACUUCUCGGGUCCUACGCUGGAUGAUCAUUUUGACAAGACAGUUUUACCAAAGGUUAUGCAAGUCAAGAAGUUUGGACGUUCCGGUCGUACGAAGUACACACAUUUGGUCGAUCAAGACACUACGGAGUUCGAUUCCGCUUGGAGCAAUGAAACCUCAGCAGCCAGACUGACUAACUUCCGCGGGGGAAUGAAACAAGUAUUCGAGAAACCUUCGGCGAAGAGGAAGCACAAUGUUUGACACCUGUCAAACUUGUUAAGGGGACGUUGACCUUGUCAUCAGUAAGGCGUUUUAAUACGGUAGCUCUGGAUGCCAAUCAAUGUUGAUCAGGGAAGGCGUGAACUGUUUAGGCUGUCAUCGUUAUUAAUCACGUGGUUUCUGUGGUGUACCCGUUUAGUAAAGACGUUUUUUUGAUACGACCAAAAUCGCAACCAAAAUAGGUGACCGACUCGUGACGUCACUAAGAAAAGUAUCAGAGUCUCACUUAUAACUGAAUCUUGUUUUCAUAGACAUUCAAACUGAUUAAGCUAUUGUUGAAGAAAUUGGACCAACUUGAACCAAUUGUUACGUGUUAUUUAAAUUUAAAACGAGAUGGUAAUGGCGCGUCGCAUUUGGAUGAUUCUCUGAAGUUUGCACAAGUGACUAUGCAAAAUAUUGCUUACGUUAUUGAUUCAGUGUUGUGACGUCACAAAUGUCAUGUAUCAAGAUAGCGUGAAUGUUCAAAAACAAUGAAUUAAUUCCGAUUUUCCUGUGAAAAAUUUGGUCCCUUUUAGAUUAAUUUCUAUUUUUUUACUUGACUUUCAUGAACACAUCCAUACCGUGAUAGCGUAUUACUUUUAUUAUUCGUCGAAUGACUUGAAAAAAUUAUAAAUAUGCCAAUAAAACUGUUUGAUCCCAAAAAAAA
Molecule: messenger RNA, 3073 nt
Organism: Bombyx mori (domestic silkworm)
Lineage: Eukaryota; Metazoa; Arthropoda; Insecta; Lepidoptera; Bombycidae
Gene: Mfap1
Product: microfibrillar-associated protein 1
Exons: 9
Coding region: 1084-2409 (441 amino acids)
Biological process (GO): mRNA splicing, via spliceosome
Cellular component (GO): U2-type spliceosomal complex
Molecular function (GO): RNA binding
Source: RefSeq, a predicted model, not a curated record